UUUGUUUUUUUCAGAGGAUUGAGUGAGUCAUUUCUGAAUGGAGGGUGGGUUUAUAAAAACCCUCGCCAGUCCCCCAGCAUUUUGGAGGCCACUUUGCUCGGCGCUCUGUUCACGGAUGCUCAGGCGGACGGGUCCAUCAGCGUCCCUGCUUUUCAUGCUGGAGGGCUCCGGAACUCAGACCGUCACCAUGAAGUCCUUCUACCCCUUGCUCUUCUCCUUGUUGUUGGUUUCUCGUGGAUCGUCAGCCGUCAUCACAGGGGCCUGUAUGAGGGACUCUCAGUGCGGAGGAGGGAUGUGCUGCGCCGUCAGUUUGUGGAUCCCCAGCUUGCGGAUGUGCACCCCCAUGGGCCGGGAGGGGGACAACUGCCAUCCACUGAGCCACAAGGUUCCUUUCUUUGGGAAAAGACUCCAUCAUACCUGCCCGUGUCUGCCCAACCUGUCCUGUGUUCCUGUAGAAGACGGCAACUCCAAAUGUCUUUCUCCGUACAAGUAUCCCGACUACUUCCUCUGAGGAACUCCGCUUCUGUCCACCUGUACAUCAACGAUUUCCUCCUACAAAAACUAUUUGUUUUUUUUUUAUUAAAUAUAACUUUGAAGAGAUAUAUUUAAAUAUGAAUCUUUAUGAUGCUUCUGUCUAAAUUAAACUAUACAUUUAAAAGAAAAUUCUGAAUUUUUAUUUUUCAUAGAUGGAACAACAACUUA
This is a messenger RNA of Oryzias melastigma (Indian medaka), 702 nucleotides long. It is a transcript of the gene prok2, whose product is annotated as prokineticin 2. The record is from RefSeq and is a predicted model, not a curated record. NCBI's taxonomy places the organism in Eukaryota, Metazoa, Chordata, Actinopteri, Beloniformes, Adrianichthyidae. The transcript is spliced from 3 exons. Bases 38 to 511 code for a protein of 157 amino acids.